This is a messenger RNA of Labrus mixtus (cuckoo wrasse), 1297 nucleotides long. RefSeq names its product cilia and flagella associated protein 92 (putative) (gene cfap92). NCBI's taxonomy places the organism in Eukaryota, Metazoa, Chordata, Actinopteri, Labriformes, Labridae. The record is from RefSeq and is a predicted model, not a curated record. The transcript is spliced from 7 exons. The coding region runs from base 23 to 1297 and encodes 424 amino acids.
UAGGUUGAGCCAGAUUUGUCAAAUGAGCCAACUUAAAGAUGUGAUGCAGUACAACAUCUUCCCCACAGCUGACAUGAUUCUCAGCAUGAGCAAAGAAUUUGGGAUACACUAUGAGCAGUGGGAGCAAAAAGCAACUGCUGAACCUGAGGUUGACCUUCCCUCUCUGCCUGUCCGGAUGAAAAGACAUGCGUCGCUCGACAUGCACAACAGCGAGUACAUGAAAUGGAGGCACAGCAGCCAGCAGCUGAGGCAAAACCAGUUCAAGGACUUCAUUCAGGACAAUAUUAAAAAGGUGCAUGAGGAAAGUGAGCGGUUGCAGAAGCCUGAAGCUGCAGUGUUAAGGAUGGACCAGCGCACAAACAGACCAGCACACAACUACAGCAUCCAGACCCUCAACUCAAAGGAACAAGCCAUGGAGCUGAUCCGCAAAGAGAUGGCCAAGGUGCCAGGGCGGAGGUUCACUUACAGUCAGCAGUAUCACAGUGCUACAGUGGAGCCAGGAAGCAUGACCACUAAACCUGACUCCAGCUCCACUGCCACCACUCCAGUUUGGGUCUCAACUACGAGCAGCGACAGGCCCACAGAGCACCCUAGACAUCUAGAUGAGGCUCGAGUGGAGGAGCUGAGGAAGCCUUGGAGAGAGAACAUCCUACAUGCCAACAUAUUGAAGCCCACACUUUCACGAGACAGAUUGGCCUGGAACCAGCGCCAUGAGGACUUUCAGCUCUAUAGCAAACCUCCAACUUUCUUCAGCCCAUCUCCUGCCUCCAUAUACCUGGCUGGGGACCAUCUGAAGCAGGAGCAGCUUCCCCAACUAUCAGGCAGCAAACCACCAGGAAACUUCAACACCCCGUUCCCACAGUUUAAGUGCCACAUGGGAGGAAAGUCACAGGAUAUACUGAAAGACGAGCCAAAGAAGUAUUCACUCAGGAAACCAGGCAUGACAUUGAAGCCUUUGCCCCAACUGUCUGUGAUCAACUUUGAAGAUGACAAACUAGUUGAAGACAAGAGUGCGGCCCUGGGUCCAGGCCCCUGUGCGGACUGCAGCCUCAGCAGCAAAAGCAAUGCUAUCCCCAGACACAGCUCUCAGUACAGCAAGUACCACUACAAUGGAUUCAGUAAGCAGCACUCUUUCCUGUAUAAACGGACCGCCCUGCCUCUGACAGAUGAGGAGAAGAGUAUCUUCAACUUCCAAAAGUACACACCUGAGACAAAGGCACGUAUAACAGACGUCCAGCCUUCACGGAACAUUGUAGAAGCUAGAACCCACAAAGACUUGAUCAUGUACACUAAAUAG